Pteronotus mesoamericanus is the source of this 1476-nucleotide messenger RNA. It is a transcript of the gene CRYL1, whose product is annotated as crystallin lambda 1. Gene Ontology annotation, biological process: fatty acid metabolic process. Gene Ontology annotation, molecular function: L-gulonate 3-dehydrogenase activity; NAD+ binding. The record is from RefSeq and is a predicted model, not a curated record. Lineage: Eukaryota; Metazoa; Chordata; Mammalia; Chiroptera; Mormoopidae. The transcript is spliced from 8 exons. The coding region runs from base 85 to 1044 and encodes 319 amino acids.
GCGAGACGCUGCUGCGGAGCGGCCCCGGGAGCCCCCAGCCUGUGUCGCGUCCCAGUGGUUGCCUCCUGGUCAGCCCUGCCCAGCAUGGCUACCUCGGCGGCUGGCCCGGUGAUCAUCGUUGGCAGUGGCCUCAUUGGAAGAAGCUGGGCCAUGUUGUUUGCCAGUGGAGGCUACAGGGUGAAACUGUAUGACAUUGAGCAACAGCAGAUAACAAACGCCCUGGAAAACAUCAGAAAAGACAUGAAGUUGCUGGAACAGUCAGGUUCUCUGAAAGGCUUGCUCAGUGCAGAACAGCAGUUGUCACUAAUCACUGGUUGCUCGAAUAUUCAAGAAGCAGUAGAGGGCGCCAUGCACAUUCAGGAAUGUGUUCCAGAAGACCUGGAACUGAAAAAGAAGAUUUUUGCUCAGUUAGAUGGAAUCAUCGGUGAUGACGUUGUCCUCAGCAGCUCCACCUCGUGCCUCUUGCCUUCUGAGCUGUUUGCGGGGCUGGUGCACGUGAAGCAGUGCCUUGUGGCUCAUCCUGUAAACCCGCCAUAUUAUGUCCCGCUGGUGGAGCUGGUCCCGCAUCCAGAGACAGCCCCUGCAACAGUGGAUAGAACCCAUGCCCUGAUGCAGAAGAUCGGACAGUCCCCGGUCAGGAUCCUGAAGGAGGUCGAUGGCUUUGUCCUGAAUCGCCUGCAGUUUGCGGUCAUCAGUGAGGCCUGGCGGCUGGUGCAGGAAGGAAUAGUGUCUCCGAGUGACCUGGACCUCGUCAUGUCUCACGGCCUGGGCCUGCGGUAUGCGUUCAUGGGACCCCUGGAAACCAUGCAUCUCAAUGCAGAAGGUAUGUUAAGCUACUGUGACAGAUAUGGUGAAAGCAUGAAACGUGUCCUCAAGACUUUUGGACCCAUUCCAGAGUUUUCUGGGGCCACAGUUGAAAAAGUUCAUCAGGCCAUGUGUGUGAAAGUCCCAGCUGACCCUGAGCACUUGGCUGCCAGGAGGCAGUGGAGGGAGCAGUGCCUCAUGAGACUUGCCAAACUGAAGAGUCAGAUGCCGUCCCAGUGAAGUAUUUUAUAAUGCUGUCACUCCCCGCAGAGGAAGUCCUAGCUGAUUGAAUUAUAAGGACUUAAUCUUAUUGCUUGAAACAGUAGCAGCCACGGAGAUGCCUUAAUGUGCAAGUUCUGAACCUGGUCUCUGGUUAGCACUAGUCCAGUCACUUCUGAUUGUGCCCUAGAUGUGGGUGUCAAAGCAGCACUUGGGUUCUGAGGGCUGUUGAUUUCCUGCCACCUGGGCAAGCAAAUCGUCGCAAGAUUAUCACAUUUUAUUUUUCAGUGUGAUUAUGCAGCCUACAUUUUAUAGCUAAUGAUUGUUUCAAAUCAUUUUAAUCUGUAGCAAAAUAUUUUUAUGAUUAUUUCUAAUCUCUCUCUGAGUAUUCUGUGGCCCUGCAUUUUUGAGUCAACUACCUACCUUCAUUUUGCCAAUGCUUAUUCUGAAUAA